GCAGGCGAUUUGGCGGCAAAUCGCCGAACGAAUGAAUGGAUGAACUGUCCAAGGAGCAGAUCGAAGAGUUCCGGGCGGCCUUCAGCCUCUUCGACAAGGAUGGCGACGGGACGAUUACGACCAAGGAGCUCGGCACGGUCAUGCGUUCGCUGGGGCAGCGCCCAUCGGAGGAGGAGCUACGGAAGAUGAUCGCCGAGGUGGACGCCGACGGCAACGGCGCCGUCGACUUCCCGGAGUUCCUGAACCUCCUCGAACGCAAGAUGCGCGACGCCGGCGCCGAGGACGAGCUCAGGGAGGCCUUCCAGGUCUUCGACCAGGACCAGAACGGAUUCAUCUCGCUCGACGAGUUCCGGCGCGUCAUGGUCGACCUCGGCGAACGCCUCACCGACGACGAGCUCUCCGAGAUGCUCCGCGAGGCCGACAUCGACGGAGACGGACAGAUCAACUACGCCGAGUUCGCCAAGGUCAUGAUGUCCAAGCUCGAAAUGGCGGAAUCGAAACCUUCGGUGCCGCCGCUCUUCAAGAAUGGAUUCCGCGUGUGUCGUUACCUUCUCGCUUUCCGGAUCAUGGAGAUCGGCCGGAGCGUUAAACGACGACGGCGCAAGUCACAGCAAAACAGUCGUGACAUGGUGGGAGAAGAGAAGACCGGCGGUGAUGACGAUAAACCGCCGGACCAGGACAAGGACAAGGAUGCCGACAAACCGAGUCACAGCCGCUGCAUCCCCUCGUGUACCAUCCUCUGAAAAUUCAUGCUUUCCAUUUCUGAUUCGCAACUGACAAGAAAAGGAGUAACAAGUACAAGACAAAACAAGAAAUUACUCCAUGAUUGACAACGAUGAACAAUGUGAGUUUACAAAUGGUAACAGCAUAUUUGGCUACCCAUUCUGUGAACUCAUGGCUGCCUUGCUCUAAGGUGUCUCGAUAGGAAUUAAGAAAACUAACAUACUAAACAUAACAGCAAAACCUACUGAAUGUGCUUCACUUAAACAGUUCCAAAAAAAUCUCUCAAAAUACAGCAUAUAUACAACAACGGUGGAGGACAAGCACACCUGUCAACAGGGGCCCUCCACCAGUACUUACAAAAUGC
Molecule: messenger RNA, 1087 nt
Organism: Lolium rigidum
Lineage: Eukaryota; Viridiplantae; Streptophyta; Magnoliopsida; Poales; Poaceae
Product: neo-calmodulin-like
Exons: 4
Coding region: 36-743 (235 amino acids)
Molecular function (GO): enzyme regulator activity; calcium ion binding
Source: RefSeq, a predicted model, not a curated record